Messenger RNA from Darwinula stevensoni, 2703 nucleotides. The record is from the annotation of a GenBank genome assembly. Lineage: Eukaryota; Metazoa; Arthropoda; Ostracoda; Podocopida; Darwinulidae.
AUGUCUGACAUAGUGGAGAUAGCAAGUCUCGGAAGACCCUUCCGUUUGGGUUGCCUGUACGACAGGAGAAACGAAAAGGUCGUGACUGGCGUCACCCUGUGGAACGAAAAAACCUUGCAAGAAAAUCUGGUCGUGCAAAAGUCCGAGUCCUACUCGACGGAGAUCACGGUAGAAGACAGUUUCAAAGAAAAGACUUCGGCUCUAAACAUCGAUGGGAACCUGAAGCUGAGCCUGCUCGUUGAGGUGGUCGAGCUGUCGGGAUCCUGUCUCUACCUUCAAGAUCGGAAGUCGUCCAAACGUGAAGCUAGCGUGAACCUUCGUUUCAAGUCUACGAGUAAAUUCGAAACCCUCGCGACAAAACUCUUGCGCAAUAUCAAGUACCCGGAAAUGAUCCACCAGGACGUCGCGACUCACGUCGUGACUGGAAUCCAGUACGGGGCUGACGCCUUCUUCCUUUUCCGCGAGAAGGUCAGCUCAAGCGAGGAUGCAAAGAAAUGGGAGGUCAAGUUGAAGGCGGAGCUUCAUAAAGUUUUCUCUUGUUUGCCUCCCACUGGUUUGGCGGCGGGAGGGGAGAAGUCUAAGGAAAAGGAGGGUGCGCGGAUGACCUGCAGGUAUCAUGGUGAUAUUACGCUGCAGAAAACUCCGACUUCCGUGGAGGAAGCGAUCGAAUGUUACCAGAGUUUCAUGACGCUCUCUCGGGAAGGGUGUGUGCCCAAGCGGAUCCACCUUUUCCCCCUUCAGAAGCUCGUCGAACGACCCGCCGGGAUGGUGCGAGAAAUAAGCAUGGGAGUCGUGAACGACGUUGAGACUUUCCUGGAGGGUUUGCACGAAAUCAAGAUGAAAGCGAAUGAUUUGGCCGAGUCUAGUGUCUGCGACCGAUUCCGAGGGAUCAAAGCUCAGCUGAAUACCUUUCGCUCCCAUUUGGAAAGAUUCAAAUCCGAUCUUCAAGAAAAGCUAGUUCCUCUGCUAAAAUCUGCCCGUGCUUCGGGCGAGGAAGAAAUUAUUCUCUCUGGUCUCGUAAGAGAGAAAAGAUCUUCCCCUUACAACCUGGAGAAACUCACCGAUUGGCUGGAAAACAAAGAAAGCGGAAUAAAAACCCUGGAAAAUUGUUUGAAACAACUUACUGGGAUCAAAAUGUCCUUCUCUCCUCAUGGAUUCGACUCUGUUCUUCUCGAUUUGGAUGCCCAGCACGUACUUUGCUUCAGAUUCAAGGUCAUACCAAGAACAGACUCAUAUUUGCGACUCAUGUCUCGAUACUUAAACGAAGAGGAGAUCGAGACCUCGCCGGAUGAAAUACCCAGUUCUUGGCACGAGAACAGAAAAUGUUGGCAAAAUUUGCGAGUGGGACUCGAGUAUUUUCGGGACGUCUUUAGAGCUUACAAGAGAGGAGGCUCAAGAGAGAGAGGCUUUCACUUCGUCAUGACUCAAGACGGGGGUGGGGAUGUCUUGAGUCACGACGAAAGCGACGGCGACUCUCCCUACGAAAUCGUCUACUACCACAACGGAAAGGAAAGACCCAACCUCCCGCCCUGGAAACCAGGAACUCCAAAGGCCCAGACGGUGACAGGAGACUCUAUUAGCGUGACGUGGGACCCACCGGCAUUCGGAGCCGAGUCUGUCCGAGGAUAUUUGGUCUCAUAUAAGUCUGAUGUCGACGAACGAUGGGACGAGCACGAGGUUCGUGGUCACACCACGGAAGCCACUUUGGAUCACUUGUCUUCAAGCACAAAUUAUGUUUUCAAGGGUGUGGCGUCCUGGUUCAUGGACGAGACGGGAUGGAGGGGGAUAGGAGUUCUCUAUCUCAACCCUCCCAAGUACUCCUUCUUUCGGGCCAUCAACGAUGUAUUCCAGGACAUCAGCGACGGGGAGGAAGUAAACAUGGGAUAUGGAACAUGGGGAGGAAUAGAGAACAGAGUCUUCCUCUUCCAAGGGAAGAAGACCUUUGUGGUGCCAGUGGCAAGAAAAUCAUCGUGGAUUCCCCCUUCUGAUCAGUCCGUCCGCUCUCUCCCUUCCCUCACGUCUCCUUUCUACGUUUUCAAGGCGACGUGUCUCGUUCCGUGCCCAGUGCCAGAGAAUCGAUUCUAUCUCUUCGGGGGAAUGUCUGAAGACGAAAAGAGGUCCCUGUCAGAUGCAGGAGUGUUCAUUCCCUCUGAAGGUGGAGGAACUUGGCUCCCUCUUCCCCCUCUCCCAAGAAAAAUAGCAGGAGCUGCAGGGACAUCUCUCAAAGACGGAUCAGUCAUCACCGUCGGUGGACUGGAUUUUGAAACAAACGAAAUGUUAAGAACGGUGUAUCUGUUUGAUCAUCGGGAGGAUGGGAGAUAUCAACCACUCCAGGACAUCCCGGAACCAAUAUCUCGCGCAGCAGCUACGGUGUGGAGGGAUACACACGUCGUCCUCACCGGUGGAGUCACCGGGAAUGGGGUCGAUUCCUCUCAAGUGAGACUGUUCGAUCUCAGGGCAGGGAAAUGGGAAGUUUCCUCUACAUGGCCCUGCCUUCAAUCCACAAGGAUAUUCCACGGCCUGGGAAAAGACACGCGAGACCGGGUGGUCGCCCUCGGAGGAUUGCGCUUCGGACCCCUUCAUACCAUGGAGGUGUUAGAAACGAACGGAGUUGAGCAGGAGGGAGGACACACUUGGAAGUGGGAUGAAUAUCCCCUUCCUCACUCAAUCAAAUCGUGCCUUUUCCCUCGAGUUCUCCUGUGA